This is a messenger RNA of Eutrema salsugineum, 1301 nucleotides long. Its product is annotated as protein transport protein SEC13 homolog B. The transcript is spliced from 3 exons. Gene Ontology annotation, biological process: COPII-coated vesicle budding; protein import into nucleus. Lineage: Eukaryota; Viridiplantae; Streptophyta; Magnoliopsida; Brassicales; Brassicaceae. The record is from RefSeq and is a predicted model, not a curated record. Gene Ontology annotation, cellular component: nuclear pore outer ring; COPII vesicle coat. Bases 145 to 1053 code for a protein of 302 amino acids. Gene Ontology annotation, molecular function: protein binding; structural molecule activity.
AUAUACAAACUGUAGAAACAAAAAAAAACUCCCCAUUGCUCCCCCCUAGCGUUUUCUUCUUCGUCGAUUUUCUUCUUCAACUCACAUUCCGGCGUCUCUCAGUCGAUCGACCGUGCCUUCAGCAGGGAAAGUCAUUCCGGAAACAUGCCAGGACAGAAGAUUGAAACGGGUCAUGAGGACACUGUCCAUGAUGUGCAAAUGGAUUACUACGGGAAGCGAGUAGCAACUGCUUCAUCUGACUGCACCAUCAAGAUAACCGGAGUCAGCAACAACGGUGGAUCGCAGCACCUAGCUACAUUAACCGGCCACCGUGGUCCUGUCUGGGAGGUAGCGUGGGCCCACCCAAAGUAUGGAUCAAUCCUAGCUUCUUGCUCCUACGAUGGUCAAGUCAUACUCUGGAAAGAAGGCAACCAAAACCAAUGGACUCAAGCUCAUGUCUUCACAGACCACAAAUCUUCAGUCAACUCCAUUGCUUGGGCUCCUCAUGAACUCGGACUAUCCUUGGCUUGCGGGUCAUCCGAUGGAAACAUCUCGGUUUUCACAGGCCGUGCUGAUGGUGGCUGGGACACAGCAAAGAUUGACCAAGCGCAUUCGGUUGGAGUCACUUCAGUCUCAUGGGCACCAGCAACUGCGCCUGGUGCUCUGGUUAGCUCCGGGUCGCUGGAUCCGGUUUACAAGCUAGCUUCAGGUGGGUGUGAUGACACCGUGAAAGUGUGGAAGCUCACAAACGGGUCGUGGAAGAUGGAUUGCUAUCCGGGUCUUAAGAAACACACUGAUUGGGUCCGUGAUGUGGCGUGGGCACCGAACUUGGGUCUCCCUAAGUCCACCAUAGCUAGUGGUUCGCAAGAUGGGAAAGUGAUUAUUUGGACGGUGGGGAAAGAAGGUGAGCAAUGGGAAGGUAAGGUUCUGAAAGACUUUAUGACUCCGGUUUGGCGGGUUUCGUGGUCGUUGACCGGUAAUUUGUUGGCUGUGUCUGAUGGGAACAAUAACGUGACGGUGUGGAAAGAGGCUGUUGAUGGAGAGUGGCAACAGGUUACUGUUGUGGAGCCAUAGGUUUUUGGUGUUUCGCUCUAUUUCUGCUCUUCCUUUAACAAUUGAAUCGAACACUUCUCUUCUUUUUAUCUUAUAAAUUGUUUCUCAGUCUGGGUUGGUGGUCUUUUUGAGGGAAUGUGGAUGUGGUUUUCUUAAAUUGAUUCGAAGUAUUUGGACAUUUUAUUUAUCUUUCCUAGGACUUUUUUCUUUUCUUUUAAGACGAGAUCUCCAUGAUAUAUACUAUAUUUCAAACCUGAAUCUUUCACCGA